Psammomys obesus (fat sand rat) is the source of this 653-nucleotide messenger RNA. It is a transcript of the gene Mrpl41, whose product is annotated as mitochondrial ribosomal protein L41. The transcript has 2 exons. Gene Ontology annotation, biological process: translation. NCBI's taxonomy places the organism in Eukaryota, Metazoa, Chordata, Mammalia, Rodentia, Muridae. The record is from RefSeq and is a predicted model, not a curated record. Gene Ontology annotation, cellular component: mitochondrial large ribosomal subunit. Gene Ontology annotation, molecular function: structural constituent of ribosome. Bases 117 to 524 code for a protein of 135 amino acids.
AGCGUCUUGCGGUGGCGUCUUAUACGGUCUGAACGGUCUCAGGUCAAAAGGGAGAAGAGGCUUGCGGGCGGAGCUCAGAAGCCAUCAGUCCAGAGCUGCUUUCUGCAGAGCCCGGCAUGGGUUUCCUGACUGCAGUGACUCAAGGCCUUGUGCGGGGAGCGGACAGGAUGAGCAAGUGGACAAGCAAGCGGGGACCACGCACCUUCAUCAAGAGUCGGGGUGCCAAGAGAACAGGCAUCUAUACCUCCGAUAGGAAGUUUGUGCAGAUAAAGGAAAUGGUCCCAGAAUUUGUUGUCCCGGACUUAACCGGCUUCAAGCUCAAGCCCUAUGUUAAUUACCGAGUUCCGGCAGGCAUAGAUACACCCCUGACUGCCAAAGCGCUCUUCCUGGAAGCAGUUGCACCUGCUAUUGAAAAAGACUUUAAAGAAGGGACUUUUGAUGCUAAUAACCUGGAGAAGUAUGGGUUCGAGCCCACACAGGAAGGCAAGCUAUUCCAGUUGUAUCCUAAGAAUUUCCCACGCUAAAAAACAAUGGCCAAAGGUUUGCCUACAAAGUGGAGACAUUACUGACCAAGCCUUGGAUUCUGAGUGUCUCAAAGAGUAGGGGCAGCUUCUUUGUACAUUUCUAUUAAACACCUUUAGUAUCUAGUAUAA